Molecule: messenger RNA, 2523 nt
Organism: Zootoca vivipara (common lizard)
Lineage: Eukaryota; Metazoa; Chordata; Lepidosauria; Squamata; Lacertidae
Source: RefSeq, a predicted model, not a curated record
AUGGUACAUUUCAUGCUAUUGGUAUCGCUGCUGCUUCCUCAGGCUGUGUGGAGUCUAACCGUAGCUCAAUGUGGUAUCAGUGACCCUCUUCCAGUAAAUCACAAGUAUUAUCAGUCAGGAGACCUCAUCAUUGCUGGCAUCCUAUCUCAGAUCUACACAUUUUCCAACCCUAUAACUUUCGAAAAUCAUCCCUCUCAUGAGCUCCUUGAUGACAUUGUCCAUUUCACUGCAAGAGAGACCUAUCUGGCCUCAAUGGAACUUCUCUCCACAAGGGGCAGAUUCAUCCCAAACUACAAGUGUGAUGUGCAUGAUAAUGCAGUAGCUUUCAUUGUGGGUCCUAAUUCAAAUGUGUGUCUCUUCGUGGCAAUGACUCUAUAUAUCUACAAGAUUUCACAGUUUGGAUAUGGCUCUGCUCCAAUAAUAAAUGACCAAACCCAAGAGGCGUUCUUCCAAAGGAUGUUUCCUGCCGAAGAGCAUCAGGCUGCAGGAAUCCUCCAGCUGUUGUUGUUUUUCCGGUGGAUAUGGAUUGGGGUGGUUUUUAUCAAUGGCGACAAUGGAGAGAGGUUUGUACAGACCGUGCUUCCUGGAUUUUCCAAGAGUGGUAUUUGCUUCGACUUUAUAGAAAAUUUGCCAACACUGUAUUUUAGCACUGGCAUGGAAGAAAUGGUGACUGAGUGGGUCAACAUAUACAAGGUUAUUGUUCGUAGCACUGCCAACGUUGUGGUAUUACAUGGUGAAAUAAAUACUGUGGUAUUUCUGAGAAUGUUUCCCCAGCUUUCAGAACUGGAGGACAUAACAAUGAAGACAAAAGUCUGGAUCAUGACGGCACAGAUGGAAUUUACAUCCGUUUCCUUUCAAAGAGAUUGGGACAUAGACAUUGUACAUGGUGCUCUAUCCAUCACUGUUCAUUCAAAGGAGAUUGUGGGUUUCCAGAAAUUUAUUCAGGGGAGGAAUCCUACCUCGGAGAAAGAAGAUGCUUUUCUUAGGGUCUUUUGGAAAACAGCUUUUGACUGUUCGCUCCCUAAAACUGAUAUAGAAAGGGACGAUAGAGACACCUGCAGUGGGGAGGAGAAGCUGGACACACUUCCUGGGUCUGUCUUUGAAAUGAGCAUGACUGGCCACAGCUACAGUGUGUACAACGCAGUCUUUGCUGUAGCACAUGCAUUGCAGGCCAUGCAUUCAUCUAGAUACAAAGGCAGAGUGAUAGUGGAUGAAGGAGUGAAACUUCAGAAUCAAGAGUUGUGGAAGCUUCAUUGCUACCUUAGGAGAGUCUCAUUUAACAACAGUGCUGGAGAAAAGGUUUCCUUUAAUCAUAACGGGGAUAUCACUGCUGGAUUUGAUAUUAUCAAUUGGGUGACAUUUCCAAACCACUCCUUUCUUCGAGCCAAAGUUGGAAGGGUAGAUCCCUUAGCUCCUGAAGGCAAAAUCCUGAGCGUUUCUGUGGAAGACAUCGUAUGGCCAACUGCAUUUAAAAAGGUACAGCCGCUUUCUGUGUGCAAUGACAUUUGCCAUCCAGGUUAUAGCAAGAGCAAGAAGGAAGAAAAACCUUUCUGCUGCUAUGAUUGUCUUCCAUGUCCAGAAGGGAGGAUUUCUAAAUUUAGAGACGCAGAAUACUGCAUUCAGUGUCCAGAAGAUCAUUAUGCAAACAAAGAACAAGAUGUGUGUGUUCCAAAGAAGAUCAGCUUCUUGUCAUACAGAGAACCGUUGGGGGUAAUCUUAGCUAAUUUUUCUCUUUCCUUUUGUUUUAUAACAGCUUUGGUGCAUGGGAUAUUCAUUAAGCACAAGGACACUCCCAUAGUCAAAGCCAACAACCGGAACGUCACCUACACUCUCCUCACCUCCCUCUUGCUCUGCUUUGUUUCUGCUUUGCUGUUCAUUGGCCAACCGCACAAAGUUAGGUGUCUCUUUCAACAAGCUGCUUUUAUAAUGAUAUUCUCUGUGGCAGUUUCUUGUGUUUUGGCCAAAACAACUACAGUCAUUUUAGCUUUCAUGGCCACCAAGCCAGGGUCCAGUAUGAGGAGAUGGAUGGGGAAAAGGCUGGAUUUUUCUGUUGUUGUUUCCUGCUCCCUCGUUCAAGCUAUUCUUUGUACUCUGUGGCUGGCAAUCUCGCCCCCUUUCCCUGAUUUAGAUGCACAUACAAUGGCUGAAGAGAUUGUCCUGGAAUGUAAUGAAGGAUCGGCCAUCAUGUUUUACUCUGCCCUGGGCUAUAUGGGCUUCCUGGCCAUUAUCAGCUUCACUGUGGCCUUCUUAGCCAGAAAGUUGCCUGACAGUUUCAAUGAAGCCAAGUUCAUCACCUUCAGCAUGGUGGUCUUCUGCAGUGUGUGGCUGUCCUUUGUCCCAACCUAUCUUAGCACAAAAGGGAAAUACAUGGUGGCUGUGGAGAUCUUCUCCAUCUUGGCCUCUGGCGCUGGGUUACUGGGCUGCAUCUUUGCCCCUAAAUGCUAUAUCAUUUUGGUUAAACCUGAGUUGAACAACAGGGAGCAACUGGUGAGAAGAAAUAAUUCAGGCAUUAGAAACCAAUAA